Molecule: messenger RNA, 509 nt
Organism: Meloidogyne enterolobii
Lineage: Eukaryota; Metazoa; Nematoda; Chromadorea; Rhabditida; Meloidogynidae
Source: the annotation of a GenBank genome assembly
AUGCAUUCUGAACUUCUGGUUGGCUAUGGUCUUCAUGAUCCUCACUCUUCUUCACACGAUCACAAAUUAAGAGCAGUACCGGUUCAAAUGGCAGAGGCGGGUAUUGGUGCAUUAGGGGCACGCUGCCGAGCUGAAUGGAAGGCAAAAGCACGUUUGUGUGCGGGAAGUGCUAAUAGUGGAGUGCUGAAGGGUGAUAGUGGGGCCGGAGUGAAUAUGGACAUAAAUCAUGUAAAUUUUUUUACACAUGGGGUCAUGUCUAUGUAUAAAGAUGGUAGUCCCAGCCGCCACUUAAUUCCUGAUAUUUAUACACCUGUAGCUCCGUUUUGUGCUUGGAUAGAAAGCCUUACCAGUGGGUCAGCUCGGUGUACAAAUCCGUACGUGAAGGACCCGAAGUGCUACACCAAAGAUGAAAAGAAUUUUUGAAAAGAAGAAAGAAUUGUAAAACCCCCGUCUUCCUUGUAAAACCCGUCUCCCUUCUUCCCACCUUCUGCCUUCUUAAUGCCCUAGCC